This is a messenger RNA of Conger conger (European conger), 2137 nucleotides long. Its product is annotated as transmembrane protein 272-like. The record is from RefSeq and is a predicted model, not a curated record. The transcript has 5 exons. NCBI's taxonomy places the organism in Eukaryota, Metazoa, Chordata, Actinopteri, Anguilliformes, Congridae. The coding region runs from base 156 to 686 and encodes 176 amino acids.
GCCUUAUUUGCUGAUGUGACAAUGCAGGGACAAUGCACUGUUGGACAUUCCUGGCAGGACAAUGCAGCCCUGUGGAUAUGGGUAAUGCAGCUAGCAUAUUUUUUUAGCCUGGGACAAAAUGGCAGAUAUCAGACAAUCUGUUCAUACCAGUCACCAUGGAUAGCAGGAGAUACCUGCUGCAGAACAUGCAAAAUCCUCCACAAGUCAGCACACCUGUACUAGCGUUCUCCAAACUUUUAAUGUGUGCUUUACCCAUCGCACAGAUCGCCAUAGGAGCUGUGUUCCUGAGGGACUGCCCCCAGCAGCACUACAUCCCCAUCUACCUACUGGUGUUGGGGACAUUUGCGCUGUUGCUCGGGGUCCUGUCCUGUCUGCCUUGUGCUCGGGAGCCUGAGGACGGGGGUAACAGCACCCUCAGCACCAUUUGUAAUGUCUGGAACUCUAUGGUAUCCUUCUUCCUCUUCUGCUGGUUCAUAGCCGGAAAUGUAUGGAUCUACUCCAUCUAUCCCGCCAACUAUAAUCAGACCCAACCCAACAUGCCAUACUGUAAUAGGACAUUGUACCUGUUUGCAUUCUGGACUACCACAGUGGUUUACAUGUUGUUUGCAUUGUGUUGCUGUGUGCUAAUAUGCAUGUGUCUGUGUAAGAAGGCUGGGCCCCACAUGCAACACAGCAGAGAUGCCUGAGACAGGGUGGGAGCCUCUAUCCCUGAGCCCAAAUUGUGUUGGCUGUCUCUCUGUGGAACACUCCCAAAGGAAAGGACCUUGCUCCUUGUACACCAUCUAGUUCUUCAUCCUCUCUGGACCAUCCCCUUUAUUAUUUUCAUCCACCAAUAUUUCUUAUUGUCAUUAAACUAUAUGUCCACUUUAUUUAACCUGAUUCUUCUGUCACAUUGCCAGAGUUUUCUCCUAUAAUUCUCUGUACAAAAUAUUAUUUAACCUCAGAAGCCAACAUUUUUUAUUUAUAAACAUUUUAGUCAAAUUGUAAAUUUACCGUUGUUUGAGACAUACCUGAAGCAAGACCAUAGUGUGCUUGAAUGAGCCAGUGGUGAAGAAUGAAAACAAAGCUUCAUCUGUUGUCCUUGCGUUAUUGUAGCCCGUAACAUGGAACUGAUAAUGAACACAUAAUUUUCUAGAACAGUGGGUUCUGUCACCAACAUACUGUAUGGUACACAGAUUAAGAGGAAUAAAUACAUUGCAGUUAUUUAAUAGUGACAGUUCUACCUAUUUCCCAUUGUUUGAAAUUACUUCAAGCUGGAAUGUAAUUUUACAGUUUUUUUCAAAUGUUUAUACACUAACACCAAGACAUGAAACACAAUAACCAAAACCUUACACGUAGGUAUCAAACCCCUAAACCAUUUCUGCAGAAAUAUAAGCACAUUCUGUUUCCGCUCAGAUCACAAUUCUAUAUCACACCUUUUGUCAAACUUUACACAAUUUUCUACUUCUUACAAAUGUAAUUUCUUGUACUCACAUGGAAAGCACUACCAUUCAAAAUUCUAAACAAAAAUUACCAAUUGGCCACAUUACUUUCUCACCAGUUUGAGCAGUCCAGUCGUGACAGUUUCAAUUAGCAAUCACAACUUACACAUGAACAAAAGCGUGAAAUACAGAUGCCAGUACUGCAGUGAGAGGUAGAGUAAGAGGUGGAGAAGGAGGAUGAGAAUUAGGAGUUUUCUAACACCAUGCCCACCUUGGCCCCGACAGUACUGCCCAUCUGAUCACCUUUUAGACACCCUCCACAACAUCCUGAUUCCACCAGCACAGAUGGAUGGGCCAGAGCAGCCCAUGUAUGUUAUCAUCUGGGACAAAGUUAGUUUCCACCAGGCUGCUCUGGUCCAUAACUGGUCCUUUGCCCACCCCAGGGGGGUGGAAAGUAAAAAAAUUGUUCUUUGCUAAUGCAUUUAGUUCCUACACAAUUAUACACAAUGAUCCGAGGAAGACACUUUUUAACCACAACUUUUGACUCAUCAAAACCUCUGACGAGUCAUCAGAAAAUUUCAGUCUGUUGAAACUUCCUUUUUGAGACAAUUCCGGGUUUUUCCUCUUUAUUGGUAUUGAAGUCUGAAAGAACAAAAUGUAAUUUUCAUUCUCCUGAACUUGACAUUUCGCUGAACUGUCUGACAUUUCUUACACUC